GGGGUGGACCAAAUGAUAGCUACGGGCUUUUGUAGAUUACAGCGGGAUAAACAUAAUUCUAAAUAGAAACGUUAGCAUCAAGAAAUUCAGGGAUUUUAAAGCUUGUUAGAUGUUUCUCUCCUGGAACCCCUGCCCCUGGGAUGAAGCUUAAUGAAAGGUUGUGGUGAGAUAAAGGAGAGGCAAAAUAACUCGAGUCAGCUGGGAUCCUCCGCUGGCUAAUUGCCCCAAAUUGGCUGCUUUGUCAGCCAUUGGAUUGACUCUAUAGGACUCAGUCUUUCAGCCCAGGGUUAAAAAAAAAAAAAAGCAAUCUGAAUGACAAUCAACAAAAGGAACUGAGGCUGUUCCUGCGCAUGCACGUUACGGUGGAGGCAGACAGGGACUACCUUGAGCAGCCUGAAUCGAGUGAGUCCUGUUCCCUGUGGAUUGGGAGCUCUGCAAAAGUGAAGAACUGGCCAGUGAAUCAAGAAGACCUGGAUUCAAAUCUCACCUACAUACACAGAGACUACAUGAUGUUGGGCAAGUGGUUUAACCUCUGAGUGCCUAAGGAGCUGGGUUGCUCAGUGGAUAGAGCUGUGGGCCUGAAGUCAUGAAGACCUGAGUUAAAAAUCUGGCCUCAGACACUAGCUAUGUGAACCUGGGUCCUCCUGCCAUGGCUGGUUACCAGGAAGGUGAGUCUCCCUCUCCUGGGGAGAACUCGGAGGAUGAAAGUCAAGGGGAUGAAGCAAUCAAGAUUCUUGAAAAAAUGAAACUGAAUCAGAGACUUGCAGCAAAGGAAUUGAUCAGCACAGAGGCCAGAUAUGUGCACAAUCUCCAACUCUGUGCUUCCGAUAUCCGGAGCCAACUGCAUGAGUUGCCAGAUGGAGACUUGGAUGUGAUAUUCUCAAACAUUAAUGAUGUUAUCAAAGUCAAUAGCCGUUUCCUCAAAGGCUUAGAAGAGGCAGAAUCUGAAGAUGAACAGCUGAAUUUACUUGGUAAUCUAUUCCUUGAAUUUCAAGAGGAGAUGGAGAGCGCUUAUAAGGUCUACUGUGCCAGCUAUGAUCAGGCCUUGAUUCUGGUGGAGUCGUAUAAGAAGGUACCCAAGCUACAGAAGGCAAUUCAAGAUGUCAUCACUGCACUGGUGCCACAGGCUGGAGCCUCAGGCCUCACUUUCCUGUUAGUGAUGCCGGUGCAGCGGGUAACCAAAUAUCCACUCUUGCUACAAAAGAUCCUGGAGAACACGCCACCCGAUGACCAGGCCUAUGAGGCUUUGCAGAGAGCUACCAGAGCCAUGCAAGAGGUCAAUUCCAACAUCAAUGAGUAUAAGAGACGUAAGGAAAUUGCCACUAAAUACAACAAAUUGGAGCAUCUGACAGUCAGGGAGAGGUUGGCCCGGAUUAAUACACACUCUAUCUCCAAGAAGACUCUGCGUUUAAGUCAAUUGUUCAAGCAAGAAGCUGGGAUUGUGACCAGGACUGAAGACAGGGAGUUUGAUGACUUGGAAGAAAAAUUCCAUUGGGUGGCAUUGUGUGUUAAUGAACUGAAAAGCAAUGUGGCAUCUUACCUGGAGAAUUUGGAGACUUUCCUCAGGAUCAAACCUCAUGAAUGUGAUCUGGAGAUGGAAGGUGGACCUGUGCAGCAAUAUUGCUGCCUUACAAGAAAUCUGCACCUUUUGGUCUUCUUGGAAUUUAAGCAGAGGCUGGAAAGGCUAGUGUACCAUCCGUUGGGCCACCUGUCCAAAGCCCUGCUGGGGCCCCAAAACCUGAUCAAGAAGCGUCUGGACAAGCUGCUGGACUUUGAGCGGAUAGAAGAGAAGCUGGCCGAGGCGGGCAGCAUGACCUAUGAAGAGGAAGCCACCAGGCACACCUACCAGGCCCUGAACUCUCUGCUGGUGUCUGAGCUUCCUCGGUUUAACCAGGUGGCCACACAGUGGCUAAGUCAGCUCUUGCACACACUCAUGGCCCUCCAGAGGGAUCUUGCCCAGCAAGUGGUGCUGAAGGCAGAAGGAGAGAUGGCUCAGUUGCCCCACAGCCAUGUUUCUGAAUCUGACUUUAGGAAGCUGGUGGAAGACACAUUAGGCAAGACCAGUGCCCAGCUUCACUCCUUUCGCCAGAACUUUGAGAAGGUGUUACCAGUUCCAAUAACCCAGCCACUCCAACCUGCUGCAGAAAGACAGGUCCAAACCCUCGUGAGCAAGUAUGGCCUUAGCAAGCUGUACCAAGUGACAAGUAACAUCAGUGGGAGUGGAAAUCUGGCUCUGACCCUUCAGAGAGGGCAGAUUGUGGCUCUCCUUCAGGACAGGGAUACCAAAGGCAAUACUAAUCGUUGGCUGGUGGACACUGGAGGCUAUCGAGGGUAUGUGCCAGCUGGAAAACUAGAGCCGUAUCAGGUGGUCUCACACGAGGAGCCCAGCAUGCAGACGGGGUCAGGCGAUGGUUUCAGGUUCCCUCCGACAGAGGCUUCCAGGGCACCAGCCCAUGCUGCCAUGCCUGUUUUUCAGGUGGUGGCUGCAUACCCAUUUGCAGCCAGGAGCAGCCAUGAAGUGAGCCUACAGGCUGGGCAGCUGGUCAUGGUUCUGGAGAGGCAGGACAAGAAGGGGAACCCAGAAUGGAGCCUCGUGGAAGUGAAUGGACAGAGGGGUUACGUGCCCUCCAACUUCCUCAUGCCUGUUCCCAGCCCUGUUCCCUGGGGCUGGAGUCUGCCUCCUUGCGACAGCCCCCCAUCCCACAUGUAAUGGAGGGAAAGGGGAGAAGCUGGGAAGGGUGGGCUGGUGGGGGUAGGAAGGGUCCCAGGGCAGAACAAGGUGGGGCAUUGAGAUACAGCAGUAAGAAAAGAAAGCAAGCCCACUAGAGGCCAUCUCCUCUGCUGCUGAGGAAGUGGGGUGGGCGUGUCCAUGGGGCCAGAAUGUCUCCGUAGAGCUUUUGUGGGCAGAGAAGGUCCACGAGGGCCCUGGUGUCUCACGUUAGGAGAAGCAAUGUGGAGAGAAAGAUGGCAGAGUGGUUUGGAGAAAGUGCUAGAUGGAGGCGGGGUGGGGACCCUUUUUCUUCCGAGGGCCAUUUCAUCUCCCUGGGCCAUGCAGAAUGAUCAGGCAGCGGGAGGGGGUUGUGCCCAGCCUUCCUUCCACCUUCCUAGUGACUUCUUUCUAAGGCUGGGGCCAGACAUCCCCUCUCCCUGCCCGAGGGUCUGGGCUUGAAUUCUGGUUCUCUCCCAGGUACUCCUUACGGGGCUUCAGGUGAGUGGGUACCCCAUUGGCCUGUGCAGGUUCUUUACCUGCAGAAUGAGGGGACCACAGCAGACGGCCUCUGGGGUCCCCUUCACCCCUAAGCUGCGAGAGGAUGACACUAAAGCUUCGCUCUAGCCUUUCCUUUGGGAAACAGGUGUAAUGUUGACUCCUUUCUUACCUUAGUGGUAUUGUGGAGAUGACCCGGGAAUCCUCUCAGGAGAGUGGAGCUGCCCACGGUGGCUAUUCCAUGGGAGCAUCAAUCCCAGGAGGGACUGGGAGGGAGACCUUUGCCUGGGGCUGUCUGAUUGGACUGAAGGGCCUUAACGGGCAUGAUCUAUAUAAUGCCUAGCAUAGAAUAGACGCUUAAUCAAGACUUGUUUGGUUUUUUUUAAUCAGUGUCUAGGGCAGAGUGUAUUAGAAUGCUGGGCCUGGUCUUAGGAAAACCUGAGUUCAAAUCUAGCUUCAGACACUUAAUAGUCACCUUGGACAAGUCACUUAAACUCUAUUUGCCGUAGUUUUCUCAACUGUAAAAUGGAGACGAUAAUAGUACCUACCUCCCAGGGUUGUCAGGACAAAAUAAGCCAACAUUUGUAAAAUGUUUAGCACAGUGCCUGUUACAUAUUAAGCACUAUAGAAAUGUUAUUUAUGAUUAUUAUGUAGGGAAAAUUCAGGAAGUCCUGUUUAUUGGUUGCAUUUGCAUGAGGUUGGCUUUGCAGUUCAGUGGUCAUCUUUAGACAUUUUGUGAUUAUUAUCAGAUUUUCCUUGUCAAACAAAAUUCAAACUCAAAUUAUGAAUAUAGCACAUGUUUGAUGAUUGUUUCAGUGAAAGUUUAACAUUUUGAGGGGAGGGGAGGAUGGGUAUCAGGCUCAAAUAACCAUCUGUGUCCCAAAGCUAGCCCAGACAAUCAACAGUGUUUGUGUAGAAGCUCAUAACUGGUCUAAUUUUCAAAGAUAAGUUGUCUAAAUUGAGAGACACAAUGUAUAUUUUUAAUGCUGGCUAGAAUUUUGGGACCAAGGUCAGAAUGUCUCUGCUUUUUUAGGCAAAAGAUUAAAAAAAAACAUUCAUUGCAAGACAUACAGAGCAAAUGGUAGAUAGUGUGGAAAUUUUUUUAAUAAUAAAGAUUAGAUGGGACAAAAUUAGAGUGAAUUUCCAAGUGUGAGAAGAGGGAACAUUUUGAUUUAGUAAUAACAAGAUAAACCAAUGUCCUAUCCUGUUAUAGCCACUAAAAUAGGGAGUGAGGGAAAAGGAAGGAGAAAAAAAUUUUUAGAAAACAAGUUUUUGCAAGGGUAAAUGUUGAAAACUAUCUAUGCAUGUGUUUUGAAAAUAAAAAGCUUUAUAAAAAAAGAAAGAAAGAAAGAAAAAACCUCAGUCCACAUAGUCCCUUUCACCAGCUCCACCUAGCUUUCCAAGCUCAUUGUCCUCCCUCCAUCUUGAACAAUGGAAGGAAUCAUGGAAUCAGGAAGCCAUCCAUACAAUGGGACCAGAUUGUUGAGAAGUCACUGCUGAAAAUAUGAUGUCAGAGGCCAGAUUAAAAUGAAACCUGUUGAUUUAGGUUAUGCUGGAAGUGUGUUUUUUUGUUGAAUAUAUUUUAUGAAGAUCUACACAAAAGUUGUUUUAUUUCAGAAGUAUGGGAGCUAUGGAAAAUAUGCCUGGCGCAUCUACAUUUCCCAUGUAGGGGAAAUAAAGGUUGCUUCAUAGCAUGUAAGAGAGGAUCCAUAGCCUGUUAUAGAGCGUUGAAGUUUGAGUACUGUUGUUUAUAUUAGUAAACAUUUAUUAAGUGCCUACUGUAUGCCAGGCACUGUGCUAAGCUUUUAGUACCAAUAGCGAAUUAAUAUAUGUAUUAAUGAUAAUGUUUGGGGGAGUGGAAGUUCAGACACGUGAUUUCAUCAGUGGGUGGAGCUUCAAGUGUAGAUCCCCCUUCCAUGAUGUAUCAGAAGUUGGCUUGAACCCACAUCUUCCUUACUUCAAAGCCAGUCCCCUUCCCCAGACAGUCUGGUUCUCAGUAACUAUGAUAAUAACUCGUCUGUAGCACUUUAAGGUUUACCAGGCACUUUCUUCCCAGCACUGUGAUAUAAGCCAUUUUAAGUGUUAUUCCCAUUUUAGAGUUGAAGAAAUUGGAGAUCAGAGUGGUUUAGUGAUGCCUCUAAGAUCACACAGCUAGUAAGUGACUAGUAAAAAUUAUAGCCAGUAAGAACUCCAGUUCUUUUGAUUCCAGGACCAGUGUUCUUCCCCUCCCCACUCCCACCUCCCAGCAUACUCUUAACCGGGCCUAACCAGAUCCCCUAAUGCCCAUGUGGGCAUGUGCUGUGGUAGGAGUCCUGCUGAGGUCUGAAUGGGGAACCCAACAAAUUGAGCCUGAUACUGGGGCCGCCACAAGCGUCACUGGGAUGUGAUGCUGCUGGAAGAGACUGUUAGCCCCAACAGGAUCAAUGAAAGGGAAAAUGGGAAGCUGGGAGUCUGGCGAGGCUGGCUGGGUCGGCCUUGGCCCCUGGGCACGACUCUUAAAUAACUAGUGGAAAACUUGUUCUCAUGAACCAUGUAGCUAGAUUAAGAUUUAUGAGGUUUUUUGAUAAUAGUCAUUUGGGAAAAAGAGGAGAAUAAGUCCUCAGGUGUCUUUAGGGAACUUAGUGGAAUGUGCCUUUGAAUUGAAUCAGAGCCAUUGAUUGCACUAUGGUGUAUUAAUAACUCUAUAAAUAUUUUAAAUGAAAAUAUCUUAGGUAUUAUUUAUUUUGUCCAGGCCUUGAGCCCUAAAAUGUUGAUUAGGCUCUAUGAUGGAGACCUGGAAUAGAAGAAACUAAAUGCUUUGGGGCUGGAGGGGAGGGGGUGCAGGAGUAUCUUACAAACCACUAUAAGAAAGAGUUUAAGAUUUUAAGAACUGUUUAUUUCCUCCCAUGCUCUUGAUACUGACCUGGGUGCCAUAUCUAGGGAUCUGGGAAACUAAACCUUUAUAUCCUGGUUAUAUUUAGUAAAAAAUUUAAAUUUAAAAAAAAAUUUGUCGGGGCAGCUAGGUGGUGCAGUGGAUAGAGUCACUGAAGUCUUUCUCUGAAGUCAGGAGGACUUGAGUUCAAAUCUGGUCUCAGACACUUAAUACUUCCUAGCUCUGUGACCUUAGGCAGGUCACUUAACCCCAAUUGCCUCAGCAAAAAAAAAAAAAAAAAAAAAAAAAAGUUGCCUAAUUAGUUCUGUCUCUGUAUCAGAGUUUCUUAACCUUGGAUCCAUUAACUUGGAUGGUGGCAGGGGAAAGGGGAUGGGAGGAAAUACAAAACAUGACAUCUUUACUUCAAUAGAUUUUCUUUCCUUUUUAUUUUGUGCAUUCAAAAACAUUAUUCUGAGGAGUCCAUGAGCUUCACCAAAUUGCCAAAUGAAGCUAAUUGAUGCAGAAAAAAAACCAUUAAGAACCUCUGCUCUAGGUCAUGAAUUUGCAUUUAGGGCUAGUGUGUUUGUGGUCUAAGAAUGUGCCUUCAUAUAGAAUUAGAAACAUCAUACUGUGAAAUAUUUAUUACUUGUUAAACAGAUUUUAUAAUAUGCUAUGCUAUUUAAAUUCUGAAUCUAGAACUUAAAUAGGAUCAUUUCUAUUUAUUUCUGGGAGAGAGAAGAUAUGUCAAUUGUAUCCCUCUCUGUGACCUAUUUACCUUCCUGAUGACUUAAUUUCCUAAUCUAGGAAAUGGGGGAAAUGAUGCUUAUGUUACAGGAACACUGGAAUGAAGGAGAAUGUGAUGAAAAAUAAUUUAAAUAUUGGCUGUAUAGAAAAUUGAGGACUAUUUGAAAUAAAAUAUUUAACUAUGUUGAAA
Molecule: messenger RNA, 6990 nt
Organism: Antechinus flavipes (yellow-footed antechinus)
Lineage: Eukaryota; Metazoa; Chordata; Mammalia; Dasyuromorphia; Dasyuridae
Gene: ARHGEF37
Product: Rho guanine nucleotide exchange factor 37
Exons: 16
Coding region: 650-2710 (686 amino acids)
Cellular component (GO): cytoplasm
Molecular function (GO): protein binding; guanyl-nucleotide exchange factor activity
Source: RefSeq, a predicted model, not a curated record